Molecule: messenger RNA, 1563 nt
Organism: Aspergillus calidoustus
Lineage: Eukaryota; Fungi; Ascomycota; Eurotiomycetes; Eurotiales; Aspergillaceae
Source: the annotation of a GenBank genome assembly
AUGCCACACUCGGUCGCUUCAGGUGGCUCUCCAGCCUCUCAUAAAGACGAGGAACUCCUCCCAGAUGCUCCUCCAACCGAAAAUACUGCCGACACCUCGGAGCUCAAUGGAGACAACAUUGCGGAGAAGACUGCCGGUGUGAAGCUAGAAGACCUCUUCAACGACGAAGAUGAUGACGAUAACGAGUUCCCAGCUUCCAGCGCACCUACCGAUGUCAAAAUGGAGAAUACUAGUGCACCAGCGCGGCCGCCUGUUGAAGUCGAUACAGAAACCAUGCUAGCUUUCUACCAACGCCUAUUCCCCUUUCGCUAUCUGUUUCAAUGGCUGAAUCAUGGGAUCGUUCCUUCACCUGACUUUGGAAAUCGCGAGUUCGCCUUGACACUACAGAACGAUGCUUAUCUACGAUAUCAAUCAUAUACAACUGCGGAUCUUUUUCGCAAAGAUAUCCUGAAGAUGAACCCUUCGCGUUUCGAAAUUGGUCCCGUCUACAACAGAAACCCCCGAGAUCGCAAGACGUUGGGCAGUGGACAACUUAAGCCUCUCUCGAAAGAACUAGUGUUCGAUAUUGAUUUGACCGAUUACGAUGACAUCCGUUCGUGUUGCACGAAGGCAAAUAUCUGUGAAAAGUGCUGGGCUUUCGUGACAAUGGCUAUCAAAGUCGUCGACACCGCCCUCCGCGAGGACUUCGGUUUCAAACAUAUCCUAUGGGUUUAUUCAGGUCGUCGUGGUGCUCACGCCUGGGUCUGUGACUCCCGCGCGCGAAGCCUCCCGGAUGAUCGGCGACGGGCUAUUGCGGGCUAUCUAGAUCUCAUCAGGGGAGGAACGCAGAGCGGCAAGCGCGUCAACCUCAAACGCCCUCUCCAUCCCCACAUUAACCGCAGUCUCGAAAUCCUGAAGCCAUAUUUCGCUCAGACAACCCUCAUCGACCAAGACACCUUCUUGAGCUCCGAACAAACCCAGCGUCUUCUCUCCUUACUGCCAGACAAGGGCCUCAACGACUCCCUUCGAAAGAAAUGGGACUCUGCGCCCAACCGCUCCAGUACCAGCAAAUGGGCUGACAUCGACGCCCUCGCCAAAACUGGCAAAAGCUCAACACUAAAUACCACCUCACUGCGCGACGCAAAGCAGGACAUCGUUCUCGAGUACACAUACCCUCGCCUCGAUUCCGAGGUCAGCAAGAAGAUGAUCCAUUUGCUCAAAAGCCCAUUUGUCAUCCACCCUGGAACUGGUCGCGUCUGUGUUCCCAUCGACAUUCGCAAUGUCGAGAGCUUCGAUCCCCUCUCCACGCCAACCGUUUCUCAGCUCUUGUCGGAAAUCGAUGCCUGGGAUGCAGAGCAUCCUGGUGGUGGUAUGGCGGAGGGUCCAGAAGGCGAGGGAAGUGUGCCGGAUGGCUCUGAUGCUAGGGGAAAUCGCAGGCUCCAGGACUAUGAGAAAACUAGUCUCAAGCCGUACAUUGAUUAUUUCCGUUCUUUCAUCGCCGGGCUUCUGAAAGAGGAGCGCACGGGGAAGCGGGAGCGGGAUGAUGAGCCUGCGGAGGUCAAGACUGAAAGUAUGGAGUUUUGA